Messenger RNA from Notothenia coriiceps (black rockcod), 4747 nucleotides. RefSeq names its product AP-2 complex subunit beta-like. The record is from RefSeq and is a predicted model, not a curated record. Gene Ontology annotation, biological process: intracellular protein transport; vesicle-mediated transport. NCBI's taxonomy places the organism in Eukaryota, Metazoa, Chordata, Actinopteri, Perciformes, Nototheniidae. The coding region runs from base 1 to 2448 and encodes 815 amino acids. The transcript has 15 exons. Gene Ontology annotation, cellular component: clathrin adaptor complex; membrane coat. Gene Ontology annotation, molecular function: protein binding.
AUGGAUUUCAGAGAAGAGCAAAUCGCAAGACUGUUGAACUCCAACAUUGUGAGAGGGACAGCCUCUGAUGAGCAAUGGGUUCAGCUGAUCACUGAUUACUUUUUGACGGCACCGGUUGAAGUUUCCCCGUUAUCCGGCUCCGAUUCAGAGUCAGACAGCCCUGACACUGACAGCAGCCCUCAGACCACGGAUGCUGAAGAGGAUGAGGACACCACAGAGGAGCAACCACUGCUGAACGACCCGGUGGCUGAGACACUUCAGUCCGUACGGCAUUAUGUGAGCGAGGACAGCGCUCAAGAGAUUGAGAGGGCCCGUGACUACAGGUGUAGCUGUACAUUUAAUGAUGGAGUUCCCUGUUACACCCGUUACACCCCUGCGGAGAUGGUCAAGAGACGAGACCAAAUGAAUGAAAUGACUAAUGAGGCAUCUUUCCCUGCUGUCAGUUCUCUGUUCCCAGAUGUGGUGAACUGCAUGCAGACCGACAACCUGGAGCUGAAGAAGCUGGUGUACCUCUACCUGAUGAACUACGCCAAGAGCCAGCCGGACAUGGCCAUCAUGGCCGUCAACAGCUUCGUCAAGGACUGUGAGGACCCCAACCCUCUGAUCCGCGCUCUGGCCGUCCGCACCAUGGGCUGCAUCCGUGUGGACAAGAUCACCGAGUAUCUGUGUGAGCCGCUCAGGAAGUGCCUGAAGGACGAGGACCCGUACGUGAGGAAGACGGCGGCCGUCUGCGUGGCCAAGCUGCAUGACAUCAACGCCCAGAUGGUGGAGGACCAGGGCUUCCUGGACUCCCUGAGGGACCUCAUCGCUGACUCAAAUCCCAUGGUGGUGGCCAAUGCAGUGGCUGCCCUGUCUGAGAUCAGCGAGUCUCACCCCAACAGCAACCUGCUGGACCUGAACCCUCAGAACAUCAACAAGCUGCUGACCGCGCUCAACGAGUGCACCGAGUGGGGACAGAUCUUCAUCCUCGACUGCCUGUCCAACUACAACCCCAAGGACGAGCGCGAGGCCCAAAGCAUCUGUGAGCGAGUCACCCCCCGGCUGUCUCAUGCCAACUCAGCCGUGGUGCUGUCGGCUGUGAAGGUGCUGAUGAAGUUCUUGGAGCUGCUGCCCAAAGACUCGGAUUACUACAACACGCUUCUGAAGAAGCUGUCCCCCCCGCUGGUCACCCUGCUGUCCGGAGAGCCGGAGGUCCAGUACGUGGCUCUGAGGAACAUCAACCUCAUCGUCCAGAAAAGGCCUGAGAUCCUGAAGCAGGAGAUCAAGGUUUUCUUUGUGAAGUACAACGACCCCAUCUAUGUGAAGCUGGAGAAACUGGACAUCAUGAUCCGCCUGGCCUCCCAGGCCAACAUUGCCCAGGUGCUGGCCGAGCUGAAGGAAUACGCCACAGAGGUCGAUGUCGACUUUGUGCGCAAGGCGGUCCGAGCCAUCGGACGCUGUGCCAUCAAAGUGGAGCAAUCAGCAGAGCGCUGUGUCAGCACUCUGCUGGACCUGAUCCAGACCAAAGUCAACUACGUGGUCCAGGAGGCCAUCGUGGUCAUCAGGGACAUCUUCCGCAAGUACCCCAACAAGUAUGAGAGCAUCAUUGCCACGCUGUGUGAGAACCUGGACUCUCUGGAUGAGCCGGACGCUCGCGCUGCGAUGAUCUGGAUCGUAGGCGAGUACGCCGAGAGGAUCGACAACGCUGACGAGCUGCUGGAGAGCUUCCUGGAGGGCUUCCACGACGAGAGCACCCAGGUCCAGCUCACUCUGCUGACUGCCAUCGUGAAGCUGUUCCUGAAGAAGCCGUCAGAGACUCAGGAGCUGGUGCAGCAGGUGCUCAGCCUGGCCACUCAGGACUCUGAUAACCCCGACCUGCGUGACCGAGGCUACAUCUACUGGCGCCUGCUGUCCACCGACCCUGUGACCGCGAAGGAGGUGGUGCUGUCGGAGAAGCCUCUGAUCUCCGAGGAGACGGACCUGAUCGAGCCGACCCUCCUCGACGAGCUCAUCUGCCACAUCGGAUCCCUGGCCUCCGUCUACCACAAGCCCCCCAGCGCCUUCGUGGAGGGAAGCCACGGCGUCCACAGGAAACACCUCCCUGUGCAGAACAGCAGCUACGACAAGAAGUGUCGGUGUCGUCCCUCUUCAGAGCGACAGGUGUUCCUGGCGACCUGGAAAGACAUCCCCAACGAGAACGAGCUACAGUACCAGAUAAAGGAGUGCCAUCUUAAUGCAGACUCAGUUUCAGGGAAGCUGCAGAAUAAUAACAUCUUCACCAUCGCCAAGAGAAACGUAGAAGGCCAGGACAUGCUGUACCAGUCUCUGAAGCUCACCAACGGCAUCUGGAUCCUGGCCGAGCUCCGCAUUCAGCCCGGAAACCCCAACUACACGCUGUCUCUGAAGUGUCGGGCCCCGGAGGUUUCUCAGUACGUGUACCUGACGUACGACUCUGUGCUGAAGAGUUAAUUUUGCUCCAACUCUUGACAACUCUGCUUCGUAUCUACAUCAAUCUGCAGUGUUUUAUCAUUUUCUGCCAUAUGCAGCUAACUGCCAAAGCAAAGGACUCUAAACAGUGAGAGAACGUCAUUUGGAUUAUUAGUUGUAUUCUUCCACUGAGAAAUCAACUCGGCACAUUUCAAUGAGAAACCAUAUGGUGGUUUAUGUUGUCCUGAAGUCAAACACCGUUUACGUCUCUUUGCUUUGGCAGUUUGAAAAGCAUUAUUGAAUCUUCUUCUUCAGAUCCCCAUUUCUAUGUUUACCUCCCAGUGAAAACACGUCGACCAUUCCAUCCUUAAUUGAGUUUCUUAAUGUUGUGAAGAUGUGACUGAUGGUUAACUGCCAUGAGUGGAAAUACUAAUCUCCCCAGAUUCUAUGAAGCCAAUUAUCUUUUAUUUUGCACGCUGUAUGGCUCACAUUCCUUUUGAUUCUUUUAUAUUGCUUCGGUUGCACCUACAGAAUGAUAAGUGUUGUUCCUUUUGCCAUUAAUGUGUGUGAAGAGUGGAAACCAUCAAUGUGAUCUUACAAUAACUUCUGCAGACAUGCUUGAUUAACACGUCACAUUACGCAGCAUACUGUAUGUACCUCUGUUCUCCUCUUGUGCUACUCUGAGAACCGGGGUUACACAAGUAACCUCAAGUUUUCCUUUCAUGGCUUUAACACAGCUUCUUGUAUUUCAUGGGGUUACAUAUAUAUAUUUAUAUAUCGGCAGUUUGAAACAUUGUACAGUAAUUGAAACACUUCAAAAUGCAUUCCAAAAAGUUGGAAAAGGAAAAUGCAGACCGGAGAUAAGUCAGAGAGCUCCAGUAACUCUAAUGAAACCAAAUCCAGGCAUUUCUUCGCUUCUUCCAAUCUUAAGAAUUAUCACCUCUCAAGUUUUUCUUUCCUGCCGUUUGUGGUUAAUCUGGCAGAGCGAAAGAGAAGGAAACCGCAGGGGAUAAAACACCGAAGCAGGUCGUUCCGAGGUCUUUAUUGCAAUCGCUUUUCCAUGAGCCUUCAGUCUGUAUUAACACUCCUUUCUCACCUCAGCUGCACAUGUUGUUUUUUAAAGCUUUUUCUUAUUUUUUUUAUGUUUUAAUAGUUCAAUUCAAGUCAUAUAAUGCAGAUGACUGAUGCAACAGAUGCAUCAAAAUGCAAAUAAAUGUGAAAUCAAUUGAAAUUCCGCCAAAAUAGAACAUUUUUAUGAAAUUAAAAAGUAUUGUAAAAGAAACAAAACCCAUAGUGAGGAACACUAACCCCCUUCUGACUGAAAGUAACUCACUGUACAUUUGUUAAAACUUGUUUUCAAAUAUCCAGGUUGCUGUUAAGUUUGAACUUGAAAAUCUUCCCCCAUUUGAACCACUCCACAAACCACAGCAGCUACGGAUUAACACACCAGUGCCACUCUGUUUUAAAAAGUAUUUGACAUAACUCGUCUUGUUAUAGCCCCGUUAACUGCAACCACAUAGUUGCACACGGCUUAAUGCACCUAUAUUGUCAUUCCUAUUUAUUGUGCAUCUACCUCUGUGUGUUUUCCUUUUUAACCGGCUUUAUUGUUGCAGUAGCUUCAAUUCUGUAAUGUGCUUUAAAUGUCAUCUUUCGAUUCCAGUGGGGUUUUUUGUGUGUUCUUCAUGCCAUUGUUGUCGAGCUAUUUUAAACCUGUGGCAACACAGCCGCACUAAUCUCACAGGACCAAGCAUUCACGCAAAUUAAAUGCCACGUCUAUGUUUUAAUACCCAAGUGUCCAUAUAAUCUUCUAAUGUUGGCUUUUUGUGUGCUUUGUUUAGAGGGUGCCAACUGUACGCCCUGAGGCCCAGAGUUGUGCUAGUACAGUGUAGUCCAGUGAUGGUGUAGUUAAUGUAGCUAAUCAAUUAAAAAUGUUUUGGUAUUACCCUGAAAAGGAAAUUAAGCCUUCCCUCUAUCCAUUGAUCAGAACAUUCUCAGUGUAAUGAAUGUGUCUGUGAACCUAUUUUCCUACAUGGUAACACGUUUAUGUGCCUGCAUGAGCCCACUGUCCUCUUGAUCCUUUUUUAUUUAGGAUGCGGCUUCGCUCCCAACUCCCAACUUCAUGUCUCGGUUGUAGAUCUCAUGUUUUUAAGCAGCAUUGUCUUCAGCACUCCCACUUUAAGAAUUAUAUCAAAAACGUUUGCCAGCAAUAGAGACUGUAUGGUGACGGCUAUAAUGGCGUCUUAUAUAAAUGGAAAAUGUCUAGAAUUAUUGCUGUAACCCUGUUGUAAAUGGUGUUUUUGUCACACUACCACAUCUUAUGUCAUUAAAAUGUCAAAACAAA